Penicillium coprophilum is the source of this 2097-nucleotide messenger RNA. Its product is annotated as flavin monoamine oxidase family protein. Gene Ontology annotation, biological process: amino acid catabolic process. The transcript has a single exon. Lineage: Eukaryota; Fungi; Ascomycota; Eurotiomycetes; Eurotiales; Aspergillaceae. The coding region runs from base 1 to 2097 and encodes 698 amino acids. The record is from RefSeq and is a predicted model, not a curated record. Gene Ontology annotation, molecular function: L-amino-acid oxidase activity; polyamine oxidase activity.
AUGCUCGGAAAAUUCUCUCUUGUAGUGGUGAUGCUGGUUGCCCGGGCUUUGCCCGGGCUUGGAGCGAUCAUUGAGCCAGAAUUGGUAAAAGUGACAACCUCCCAGACAGUUCGAGGUGGUGAACUAGCCAAUAUUUAUUUGACUUGGGUCAACCAACCACCAAGUUUGAUCAAAUCAGUCUAUGCGCCCUGUGAUAGCGAGAGUUCUUCGACAAAAGGGCAAAUCAUCGGACAAUUUUCAAUCCACGAUCACCCUCCGCAAAGGCUGGCUUGGGCGGUUCGAGAGGACGCUCCAACGCACCAUUGUGUUCACAUAUAUGGGUCUGACAGCCCAAAUACGACGCAAAAGGUCUUGGGCAAAAGCAGCCCUGUCUCCUUGCAGAAUAAGCGCAAGAAGCGGUCCACGGCAGAUAUCGAUAGCCCAUUGCUGAAGGACUUUGAUGCGCAGGGAGCGUGGUUCGACGGAGUGGCCAAAAUCAAAGACAAGGUGGAAAGUGACGGAGGAGUGGCGUCAAAAAUCUCACUCAAGAACACUUCGAUCGCAAUUGUCGGAGGUGGGAUCUCUGGACUUGCAACGGGGUUGAUGCUGGACAGCGUCGGUGUAUACAACUGGGAGAUCAUUGAAGCCAGCGACCGCAUUGGUGGCAGAUUUCGCACCAAAUAUGUCGCAGAUACUGAAGAAUGGGCUGAGAUGGGACCAAUGCGACUUCCAUACUCUGUCACUUACAAAGACGAUAAUGAGACACUCCUGUACUCCGAUCAUCAGUUGACUUUUCAAAUGGCCGAGAUCUUGAACAACAUGAAUGGGAAUGAUUCGCAAUGGAAAAUUGAUUUUAUUCCCUGGAUCCAACACAGUCCCAAUGAGUUGUAUGCUCAAGGGACUCGGCGCCAUCCAGAUGGAAGAAUUCCAACGCGCGCUGAGAUCGAGGCAGAUCCAAGCCUGGAAACCCCCUCAGAAAUGACAAACGCCGAGUACCACAACACCGAGGACCAGAUGAAUAAAAUCCUGAAAGACGAAAAGACUCUCAAGUCGCUUCAGAAGGAUAUCUGGAGGGCUCACAAGACCGCAAUGGACCAAGGGCUAGAUGACUGGAGCGAACAGGCGAUGAUGCGGCAUGUUUUCAAAGCUAGUCAGAACAUCACAGACGAGAUCUGGACGUCGUCCGACUACGAUGUGUUCUGGGAUGAGCUGCAUCAUAACUCCAACCUCGGGUUGGAUGGAAGCAGAGACAGUAUAGGCAAAACAGAAUGGCUCUGUAUCGAUGGAGGAUUCAACCGCCUUUCUGAUGCUUUUAUUCCUCACGUCCGCGACAGGCUUACUCUUAAUCGGAAAAUCAGAAAACUCGAGCCAGUCAAGGGAAGUGAUGGUCAUACUCGCACUCGACUGUCAUGGUACCCUAAUGUCUCAAAUCGCACCUCCGAGUCUAAAGAGUACGACUACACAAUCAUGACCGCGCCAUUCACUAUGACCCGCUUCAUGGAUCUACCCAAGUUUUCGUCGGUCCUAAACCGCGCAAUCGGUGAAGCCGGUCUACGAUUCAAGUCCGCAUGCAAAGUAGCCCUACUAUUCUCCGAACGAUUCUGGGAAAAGGGCGACCGACCAAUUUUCGGUGGUUACUCCAAGCCAUCGAGUGACUCGGUUGGUGCACUUUACUACCCAGUAUAUGGUCUCAACGAAUCCCGUCCGGGUCUAAUCAUGCACUACCGAGGCGGCGAUUGGAGUGACCGAUUUGUGAGUUUCUCUGACGAAGAACAUGUCCAGACGGUACUGGAUUCGAUUGUCAGCCUACACGGUGAGCAAGCGCGUGACCUCUACACGGGAGAUUAUGAACGUCUCUGCUGGCUUCAGGAUGAGCAUACCGCGACUUCUUGGUGUCGGCCGGAUGUUGCACAGCAUGAACUAUACAUCCCGGCUUAUCACCAGACGGAGCAUAACACUAUUUUUAUUGGAGAGCACACUGCACCAACACAGGCUUGGGUUAGCUCUUCAUUGCAUUCUUCUGUUCGUGGGUCGGUUCAGUUGUUAUUGGAGUUGGGCUUGGUGGAUGAGGCGAAGGAACUGAAUCAGCGGUGGAUGGGGAGAUGGAUCAGGCUAUAA